Durotheca rogersii is the source of this 2023-nucleotide messenger RNA. Its product is annotated as ferrochelatase-domain-containing protein. Lineage: Eukaryota; Fungi; Ascomycota; Sordariomycetes; Xylariales; Xylariaceae. The transcript is spliced from 2 exons. Bases 311 to 1642 code for a protein of 443 amino acids. Gene Ontology annotation, molecular function: protoporphyrin ferrochelatase activity. The record is from RefSeq and is a predicted model, not a curated record. Gene Ontology annotation, biological process: heme biosynthetic process.
CCUGCUAGUCAAUUGAGUGCCCUUCAUUGGUUCUCUCAUAUUUGUUGGGGUUAGGGAGCGCAGCUUCCAGAGAUAGCGCGGAUGUAGUAAUCGGACCCGACACUCCGAUAACUGAGUCGGAUGGGAGAGAGCCUUGGCACGUGUAGCUAUACCUGCCUACCUGCAUUAUAUCGCCUCUAAAUCGCAAUGGACGGGCGCCGUUAGCAACCCCGUCCAGAAAACAUCUCUCGGAUUUUCUUCUUCAUCUUCUUACCUCACCCACGCUUACUCUUUUUUAACAUAUUAGCACCCUACGAUCAGGGGGGGGGCAAUGGCGGCGCGGCACUCCGUCGUCCAACUCUCGCGCAGAGCAGCUGGGACUGCUGCCGCUAAUCCUAUAUACCUCGGGGCCCGGCUAUCGAAGAACAACGCAACGCAGAAAAGGCCUCUGGCCACUCUGGUGCCGCCAGUUACGCAGGAUGCGACUGGAUCGAAAGGCCCGACCGCCAUGGUCUUCUUGAACAUGGGCGGCCCCUCGACGGUGGAUGAGGUUGGCGACUUUCUCAGCCGUCUCUUUGCAGACAGCGAUCUGAUACCACUAGGUCGCCUGCAAAAUUACCUCGGGCCCCUUAUCUCGCACCGAAGAACGCCGAAGAUCCAGAAACAAUACGCCGAGAUUGGGGGCGGCUCCCCCAUUCGAAAAUGGUCCGAGUAUCAGAAUAGAGAGAUGUGCAAGAUUCUGGACCGUAUAUCGCCCGAGACGGCGCCCCAUAAGCCUUACGUCGCGUUCCGCUACGCCAAUCCCCUGACGGAAGAUACGUACAAGGAGAUGCUCGCCGACGGCUUCGGCAACGGCAGAGGGGGAAGGGCAGUAGCAUUCACGCAAUACCCGCAAUACUCCUGCUCCACGACGGGCAGCAGUCUAAACGAGCUGUGGAAGUGGCGGCAGCGAUUAGAAGGAAAAGCCGGGCCUGGCGCCAUCCAAUGGAGCGUCAUCGACAGGUGGCCGGUUCAUCCGGGCCUAGUUAACGCAUUUGCUAGCAACAUCGAGAAGACCCUCGCCGAGUACCCGCAGGACCGACGCGGCCAGGUUGUCCUACUCUUCUCCGCUCACAGCCUGCCCAUGUCGGUUGUAAACCGAGGUAAGAACCAGCUAUCAAAAUCCCAGGCGAGCUGUCAGACUCGGGAGCUAAUACUAUGGCAAGGGGACCCCUAUCCGGCCGAAGUUGCCGCGACAGUAUACGCUGUCAUGCAACGGCUGAAAUUCUGCAACCCGUAUAGACUAUGCUGGCAAUCGCAGGUCGGGCCGCAGCCGUGGCUCGGGCCCCAAACCCAGAUGUCUGUGGAGGAAUACAUCGCGAAGGGACAGAAAGACCUCAUACUCAUCCCCGUAGCAUUUACCUCGGACCACAUCGAGACGCUUUUCGAGCUUGACAAGGAGGUGAUUGGGGAGUCGGGCCACGGAGACACAAUCAAGCGGGUGGAGAGCCUCAACGGCAGCCCGAUCUUUAUAGAUGGCCUUGCGGAUAUUGCCAAAGCCCACCUGGACAGCGGCAUCGCAUGCUCGUACCAGAUGGGCCUGAGAUGCCCCGGCUGCAAGAGCCAGCGGUGCGUCGAGUCGAAGAAAUUCUUUAUCGGACAGGAGAACGCGCUUGUGAUGUAGGAUGGGGGGGAUUUUUUAUUAGGCUUUCCUCUCCACUAGACUUAGGUUCUACAGCACGGGCCUGAGAGGUCGUCUACACGCACAGUGUAUAUAUGGUUACGAGAUUAAAAAAAUGGACACGCGAUUAGGGGGGGUAGGGGACUGGGAAGGAGUGUCGUACGGGAAUUACAUGUUUUGGUAUUUAAUAUCUCUACCAACUUCACUCCUGUGAUUGACGGGCUCGACCGUAAGCUUGCCGAUCACAUUUCGAUGAUCAACCUUGUCUACAAUCUGUCCCUCAUCCACACUCGAUCGGCUCAUACGACCGACUGGGAUGGGCCUGGUGACAACCCAGGCGGGGCUUGCAGGUAGGUCUCGGAAGGCAGCUAGAAAGCAAGGAGA